GCGCCCGCAGCUCGGCGCCCGGCGGGCUGUGCCGGCUCCCACUCCGGGAGGGGCCGGGGUCCCAGAUGGCCGCGGCAGGGUCUGCGAGGCCAAGCGUGUAACCAACGGGCGUCAUGGACGCAGAGCAGCGGCAGACGACGGGGGCCGACGAACGGGCGACCCCGGGGCUGGAGGCGGCGCCUCCUGCUGCCCCGGCGCCUGCGACCGCGGCCUCGGGACCACCCCCCGGGCCUGGCUCCGGGCCCGAGCCCAAGCGGAGGCAGCUCGGGACGCUGCUCCAGCCCACGGUCAACAAGUUCUCCCUUCGCGUGUUCGGCAGCCACAAAGCUGUGGAAAUCGAGCAGGAGCGGGUCAAGUCAGCGGGGGCCUGGAUCAUCCACCCCUACAGCGACUUCCGGUUUUACUGGGACCUGAUCAUGCUCCUGUUGAUGGUGGGGAACCUCAUUGUGCUGCCUGUCGGCAUCACCUUCUUCAAGGAAGAGAACUCCCCGCCUUGGAUCGUCUUCAACGUCCUCUCUGACACUUUCUUCCUGCUGGAUCUGGUGCUCAACUUCCGCACAGGCAUCGUGGUUGAGGAGGGUGCCGAAAUCCUGCUGGCGCCAAGAGCCAUUCGGUCGCGCUACCUGCGUACCUGGUUCCUGGUCGACCUCAUCUCCUCCAUCCCGGUGGACUACAUCUUUCUGGUGGUGGAGCUGGAGCCACGACUGGAUGCCGAGGUCUACAAAACAGCGCGGGCGCUGCGCAUUGUGCGCUUCACCAAGAUCCUCAGCCUGCUGCGGCUGCUCCGCCUCUCCCGCCUCAUCCGCUACAUACACCAGUGGGAGGAGAUCUUUCACAUGACCUAUGACCUGGCCAGUGCUGUGGUGCGCAUCUUCAACCUCAUCGGGAUGAUGCUGCUGCUGUGUCACUGGGAUGGCUGUCUGCAGUUCCUGGUCCCCAUGCUGCAGGACUUCCCUCCUGACUGCUGGGUCUCCAUCAACCACAUGGUGAACCACUCAUGGGGGCGCCAGUAUUCCCAUGCCCUGUUCAAGGCCAUGAGCCACAUGCUGUGCAUUGGCUACGGGCAGCAGGCACCUGUAGGCAUGCCCGACGUCUGGCUCACCAUGCUCAGCAUGAUUGUGGGUGCCACGUGCUACGCCAUGUUCAUCGGCCAUGCCACUGCGCUCAUCCAGUCCCUGGACUCCUCCCGACGGCAAUACCAGGAGAAGUACAAGCAGGUGGAGCAGUACAUGUCUUUCCACAAACUGCCGGCCGACACCCGGCAGCGCAUCCAUGAGUAUUAUGAGCAUCGCUACCAGGGCAAGAUGUUCGAUGAAGAGAGCAUUCUGGGCGAGCUGAGCGAGCCGCUUCGGGAGGAGAUCAUUAACUUCACCUGCCGUGGCCUGGUGGCCCACAUGCCGCUGUUUGCCCAUGCUGACCCCAGCUUCGUCACGGCGGUGCUCACCAAGCUGCGCUUUGAGGUCUUCCAGCCGGGAGAUCUCGUGGUGCGUGAGGGCUCCGUGGGCAGGAAGAUGUACUUCAUCCAGCAUGGGCUGCUCAGUGUGCUGGCCCGCGGCGCCCGGGACACCCGCCUCACGGAUGGAUCCUACUUUGGGGAGAUUUGUCUGCUGACGCGGGGCCGGCGCACAGCCAGCGUGCGGGCUGACACCUACUGCCGCCUCUACUCACUCAGCGUGGACCAUUUCAACGCUGUGCUGGAGGAGUUCCCCAUGAUGCGCCGGGCCUUCGAGACUGUAGCCAUGGAUCGGCUGCGCCGCAUCGGCAAGAAGAACUCUGUCCUGCAGCGGAAACGCUCUGAGCCCAGUCCAGGCAGCAGCGGGGGCACCAUGGAGCAGCACUUGGUCCAGCAUGACAGGGACAUGGCCCGGGGUGUCCGGGGUCUAGCCCCAGACACAGGAGCUCGGCUCAGUGGAAAGCCGGUGCUAUGGGAGCCCCUGGUGCACGCGCCCCUGCAGGCAGCUGCUGUGACCUCUAGCGUGGCCAUUGCCCUGACUCACCAGCGGGGUCCUCUGCCCCUGUCUCCUGACUCUCCAGUCACCCUCCUUGCUCGCUCAGCUCGACGCUCAGCAGGCUCCCCAGCCUCCCCGCUAGUGCCCGUCCGAGCUGGCCCUCUGCUGGCCCGGGGUCCCUGGGCAUCUACCUCCCGCCUACCUGUCCCACCUGCUCGAACCCUCCAUGCCAGCCUGUCCCGGGCUGGGCGCUCCCAGGUAUCCUUGCUGGGUCCCCCCCCAGGAGGAGGUGGACGGCGACUAGGACUUCGGGGCCGCCCUCUCUCAGCCUCCCAACCCUCUCUGCCUCAACGGGCAGCUGGGGAUGGUUCUCCUGGGUGCAAGGGCUUGGGAAGUGAACGCCUGUCCUCCUCAGGGCUCCUGGCCAAGCUUCCAGGGACAGCCCAGCCCCCCAGGCCAUCAGUGCCUGAGCCAGCUGCCCCUCGGGGCCCCCAGCUCUCUGCCAAUAUGUGAAACCCUUGGGGAAGCAGUGGGGUGCAGCCGUGUGUGCCCGAGGGCAGAUGCCUCCUGGGGAAGGCCAAGAAGACCUGAGACACAGCCCUGUGGGAAUAUCUCCCUUUAUUCCUGAGGAGAUGUUCUCUGUCCUCAGCUCAGGCGCCCCACAACCUGUCUAGCAUUCUCCUCAUCUGUUCACCCCUUCAUCAAACGUACUGAGCGCCUACCAUGUUCAACACACUGUGCCAGGAGCUAGAUGUCUUCACUGCCAAGUAGAAGUGACUCCGAGGCCUCUGAGGAGGGUGUGCCCCAGGCGUGGUCCCACCAGGUUCAGGCCCAGGCCCAGGCCCCUGCCUCACCAAGCACAACUCCUUGCCUCUGCCAUCACUGCCAAGCAGCCAGAGGUCUCAGUUUCCCUGCCCGCGCCCCCGCAGGCUCCUUCCCAAGCCUAUUGUACUUGUCCUGUCUCCUUAGCACAGCCGCCCACUGCCAGUCCCCGAGCCUCCACUGCUGGCAACAGAUGUCUGAGCUCCACCCUCUCUGCCAUGUGUGGACCAUCCCCACCCUGUGGCCCCCACUCCAGAACAGGAACACAUGUCUUCUGUUGAGUCCCCACACUCUCUGUCCCCGUGGUAGAACUGGCUUCUUGUAGAUGGGGAGCCACCUCCUCCCUGUGCCUGGCCCUGGUGGCGUCCCCCCAGAGGGUGAGGGAUGGUGGGCACUAGAUCCCGCAGGAGAGGGGCAAGAGCCGGAAUCCUUAGGUGGCACUUUGCUUCCCAUCCUUUCUUGUUUAUUCUUAUUAUUCAACCAUGUAAUAAUUGUAUUUAAUCAUUUGCUAGUUUUAUUUACUAUGAAUUCAUUUUAUUCAGCCAUUCCUUUGUCCAUCUGUCUCCACAUCUCCUCAUAGGGAGAGAGGAAGGAGCAAGGCCUCCCUGCUGGCGCCUGUGCUCCUUGCUCAGCUCCACUGGCAGGCAGCAGUGCUGCGGAGCCCUCAGCCUACCUGGGGAGGUCUACCUGAAUGACAGUCUUCAUGCCUGAUAACAAGACAAAACCCAAGCCUGCAGUUCAUCCCAGCCUGCCCCUGACCCAAAGCUCUGUUGGUGUUGCCAGUGUCCCCCUCACCGGCCGGUCUUGGUCAGCACGAUGAUGGCAGCAGCACAGCACUUGAAGGCGGCCUCCACCGCGCCUAUGGCAGUGACCUCCGUGGGAUCGCGGCUCAGUGGCGCUGCCCGGCGCAGUUCCUCAAACAGCUGCCGGUGGUACACAGCAGCCUCUGCCUCCCUGGCAAUCUGCAAGGAGCAGGAGGUCAGGAGAUGCGGGGGCACCAGAGCCUGGAAGGGGCUUGGUCUUCUGGCCCAUUUGCCUAGCAUUCUAAGCUCCUACCGCAUGCUGCAUCUUUACAGCCUCCACAGGAAAUUUGCCCUUGGCGGUCUCCCCUGAUAGCAUGAUGCAAUCUGCUCCAUCCAGCACAGCAUUGGCUACAUCACUCGUCUCUGCCCGGGUUGGCCGGGGCUUAGUGAUCAUGCUCUCCAGCAUCUGGGGGACAUCUGGGCGUCAGAGCUGUAGGGCUCACACUCUGACUGAGGACUUGCCCAAGCUACUUCUCUGCCACUCUCAGAGUGCCCAGAAAGCCAGGAUCACAGUCAAACUAUGUGAUUCUGGUGAUUCAGUUUCCUCAUCCGAAAAUAGGGCUCACAGAAUCUCUUUCCAACUUUGUUGUUUGAGGAUCAAACCCUGGACAGCAAAAUGUGCUAUAGACCUAAGGUGUGGGUAUUGACCCUCAGGUGUCCCCAACACCCAGAGAACACCCAGGGCCCUGAGGGCUCACUCCAGACCUGUGUGGCACAGACGACAGGCUUGCCCGCCAAGUUGCACCGACCAAUCAUCAUCUUCUGGGCCAGGAAAACCUUCUCAGCAGGGAUCUCGAUGCCUAGGUCGCCCCGUGCCACCAUGAUGCCGUCACUCACCUCCAGGAUUUCAUCAAACCUGGGCGGUUGGGGGAGUCAGGGCUGGGAAGAGCCAGGAGAUGCCAGGGAGAGGUAGGCUGGAGAAGAGGAGGGCAAUGGGGACAAAGACCAAGCCUCACUUCUUCACGCCUUCGUGGUUCUCAAUUUUGCUAAUGAUCUUGAUGGUCCGUCCUUCCGGCCCCAGAGCAGCCCGGAUGGCAGCCACAUCACUGGCUUUCCUCACAAAGGAGGCAAAGACGAUGUCCACAUUAUGCUCCACCCCGAAGCGUAGGUCCUGGGCGUCUUGCUCAGACAGCCCCGGCAAGUCCACCUCGGCGCCUGGCAGGUUUACGCCUUUCCGGCUGCCCAGGAGACCUCCAUUCUCCACUUGGGUCUCCAGCCCCUUCCGGUCUGCGGGCAUGGGAAGAGCCAGUGCAGGUGACCGGGAGAUGAGCCCGUCGUCUAUGAAGAUGCGGCCUCCCACCGGCACGACCUUGACGAUAUUGGGAUAGUCCACCCACACGGUGUGUGCGUCCCCCAGCGUCCGGAACGCCGGGUCCACGGUCACCAGGACCCAGGAGCCCUUCACUAGCUCCACUUCGGUCUCAGGGCCCUAGGGACCAGCCAGAGGGGCCUUGAGACCCGCCUCUUGCCCUGCCCUCCCAGGCCCCGCCCCCACCCGCGACUCAGUCCCUGACAGGGUGGUGGGGGCCUAGGGAAGCCCCCGGGCGUAGUUGGCCUCUCACCCCCUUCAGGACCCCGGUCCGUAUCUCCGGUCCCUUGGUGUCCAGGGCAAUGGCCACGGGGCGAUAGCCGAGCGGAGAAGUUGCAAAGCUCUCCACGGCCUCCCGGAUGUUGGCGAUGGACUGAGCAUGGUACUGGGGACCAGCGAGAGGGGAUUUCAGGAGCAGGUUGCCCGGCCCCCCACCUCUCAACCCGGCAAGCUUUAGCUCGCCAGCCUCCCCUUGGCCCCGCCCCAAACCUCAUGGGAGCCGUGGGAGAAGUUGAGGCGCGCAAUGUUCAUCCCGGCCUUGAUCAUCUCCUUGAGGCGCUCCACCGAAUGAGAGGCUGGCCCUGAAAGCAGAGAUCCCGCUCAGAUCCCACCACCUGCAGAGUCCCCUCCACCCCCACGCCACAAUAGUCCAGCCACCUGACCUUUAUUCUCUGAUGCAACCUCUGCUCCCAGGUCAGCCAGCACCUGCUUCCCUGGGAUUGGGGGGGGGGGCCCACUGGGCAGUCUUGGAGAGGAGCGUCCUUAGCCCAGCUUGAGGCAACUGUGUUAACAGUGAUGUAGAGUGAGGGUCCCCUGGUGCAUGAGGGUUUACGGCAGGGGAUAAUGUGCCAGGUGAGGGCCUGUGGGGUGUCUGGGCCUUUGGAGUUGGGAGGCCUCAUAUUGACCACCCAGGACAGGUGCUCUCUCCCCACCCCUGCUUUGCUGGCAGGGCAGCUGGGUGACGGAGAGCCCACCGGCCAACCUCUCUGGUCCCUCCCCAAAGCCAGCUUGCACAGGGGUACUAGGCCCCUUCCUCAAUGGCUGGAAGACAGAUGCAGCCUCCCUGCAGCCCCCUGUGCUGUCAGUGUGUUCCUUUCUAUUGGAUCAUUCCCAUCAGCAUGUAACCCUGCUGCACUUUCUUCCAUAAUAAAAGAUCUCUGGUCCCCA
This is a messenger RNA of Canis lupus familiaris (dog), 6050 nucleotides long. RefSeq names its product hyperpolarization activated cyclic nucleotide gated potassium channel 3 (gene HCN3). Gene Ontology annotation, cellular component: membrane. Bases 114 to 2462 code for a protein of 782 amino acids. Gene Ontology annotation, biological process: potassium ion transport; transmembrane transport. NCBI's taxonomy places the organism in Eukaryota, Metazoa, Chordata, Mammalia, Carnivora, Canidae. The record is from RefSeq and is a predicted model, not a curated record. Gene Ontology annotation, molecular function: voltage-gated potassium channel activity. The transcript is spliced from 10 exons.